Thecamonas trahens ATCC 50062 is the source of this 2753-nucleotide messenger RNA. RefSeq lists its product as uncharacterized. Gene Ontology annotation, molecular function: monoatomic ion channel activity; protein-containing complex binding. NCBI's taxonomy places the organism in Eukaryota, Apusomonadida, Apusomonadidae. The record is from RefSeq and is a predicted model, not a curated record. Gene Ontology annotation, biological process: monoatomic ion transport; transmembrane transport. Bases 1 to 2700 code for a protein of 899 amino acids. Gene Ontology annotation, cellular component: membrane. The transcript has a single exon.
AUGCGGUCGUCUGAGAGCGGGUCGUCGGUGCUCGACUCUCCGACGCCGCUGGCGUCGUCGGCCGAAGAGGGCUACACCUACGCCUACGCCUACACUUACGAGUCGUACACGGGAUCAAGCUCCGAUGGAAGGGCUGGCACGGGUUCCGGGGACGCUAUUCUCAGAACAGAGGUCGCUAAGAGCAAGGAUCGCACGGCGGCCGAGGAGGCAUCGGACCAUGUCUCGGUCCGCGGCCGGCUCAGCUCGGACUCGUACCUGUCGUCACAUGCCUCGUCCAAUGCUGCCGGGAGUGACGGAGGCGGGAUCGAGGUCGAGGCGCAGAGCGGAGUUGCCAACGACGACGUAGAUUGUGCAGCCUCUGGGCCGGAGCCGUUGGCGACGCCGGUGUUGGUGUCAACGAUUGGAAAGCAUGCAUCGCUGCGCGACGGGCGACGGCGGCAUUCACCAGCAAGCGGCAGGGACCACCGCCGAGAUGCAGGUCUGGUUAGGGUCAACGAGCUCAAGAUGGAGCCACAGACUGCGGCGCGAGUCUUUCCGCAAGCCAAGUUGGAGCUGGCGUCCAGCGGGGGUGAAGGCGUGGUGCAGCGGCUGACGCUGCUCAUGCGAAUCAAGCUGUUCCUGCUCCGGUUCGAGUCGCUCUCAUCGAAGCAUCGGCGGUACUGGAACUUGUUUCUACUCCUGGUGGUGGUGGUGCAAGGAGUGACGGUGCCGAUGCGAAUUGCAUACCGCAAGAUGUGGCAGCUGGACCAGACGUUCUUCUACGUCUUCUCAGCCUUUACCGACGUUGUUCUAUUGGCCGACAUUGUGCUCCACUUUCGCUCUGUCUACGUCGACCGCAGCAUUCCCAUUCUCGACUACGGCAAGAUUCGGGGCCACUACUUGCGCACGCGGUUUCCGCUCCAUGCGCUGGCAUCACUCCCACUCGACUGGAUCUUUCUUUCGCCGGUCUGGCUACACGCAACGCUGCGGCUGCCACGCCUGCUGCGGCUUUUAGAGAUGCGACGGUUUGUGCGGGCAUGGGAUGAGCGGUCGCAGCAUCUACUCCGGACGCGGCUGCUCUUUCUGCUCGUAGUACUUCUCCUCCUCGUGCAUUGGAUUGGAUGCGUUUACACGAGCAUCGAGUACGAGCGCGGGUUCGGAGCAACGUCGUGGUCGUCGCCCACGGAGCGAGAGAAUGCACCGCUGUGGGAGCAGUUUGUGGCGGCGUACUUUUGGGCGCUCAAUCAGGUGACGAACAAGGGCGGUACGCCGUUGAAGCCGGUCACCCAGUUUGAGCGCGGCUUUGAGCUGGGCAUUGCCGUCCUCUCGCUGUUUGUGGUGGCGACGGUGAUCAGUGCGAUUUCGCGACUCAUUGUCAAGGCCGGGGCUAAGGACGCGCGGCUGGCGACCAAGUCGCGUGAGGUUACGGCCUUUAUCAAACAGCGCAACUUGCCAACCGAGCUUGCCGACGCCAUCAAGUCACACGUUCUCACGGUUCACGAGCGCGAGGAGGACAAGGGCGCGUUUGCGGUGUACGCGGCGCUACCCGAGCAGCUCAAGCGCGACGUGGCGAUGUGCCUCAAGGCCGAGCUGCUGAGUCAGGUUCCGUUUCUGGCCGAGGCCUCGGACGGGUUUGUGGAGAGUAUUGCCGUCCACCUCAAGGCCACGCUGUUCUCGCCGGGCGAAAUGAUUGUGCAGCAAGGCGCCAAGGGCGGCCGGAUGUACUUUGUCGAGUCGGGCCACGUAGCGCGAGUCGAAUCGGGCAAGGUCCUCAACCGAUUGGCGGCUGGUGAGGUGUUUGGCGUGACCGCGCUCCUGCUCCCGCACCUCUCGCAGCCGUUUGGCUACUCAGCGCUGAGCUUUGCGUCGGUCUACACGCUCUCACGCAAGCACCUCUCGGAGACGCUCAAGUUCUUUCCGGCUGAACGCGCCAAGCUCCGUGAUCGAGCGUACAAGGUGGCGAACGAGCGCGCUGUCCACGACGCACUGGACGUGGCGCUCAACGGCGAGGAUUCCGAGGCGAAUCGGCCGCGGUUCUCGUUCUCGCAGCUUGUAGCACUUCGCGCCGAGUUUGAGCAUGUGGUGUACGGUGUGGGUGAGGAGAUGUUUGCUGCAGGCGCACCCGCUGACCAACUUGUCUUUGUUGUCCAUGGCCAAGUCUCGAUCUACACCGCAGACGGCGAUCCGCUCGGUGUUGUCGCACACUACUCCUUCAUCGGCGGCCUCGGGCCACCGCCGGCGGUCCUCCCUGUGAGCGGGCGGGCAGGUGGGGUGGUUCAUGCGCUUUGGUUGCCGCGGCAGGCGUUUGACGCGCAUGUAGCAGCAUGUAGCAAGCGCGCCGCCGAUGCACUUGAGGCUUGGGCUGCGCGUGGGCUGGAGGCGGGCUAUUAUCGGGACCAUGUGUGGAUUGAGCGCGACGGCAAUGCCGAGGAAGUGUGUAGCAGUGACGAGAGCGACGGCAACGGCAAUGGCGAGCCGAUGCUGGCUAACGACGCAGCAAGCAGCGGCAAGUGGGUCCAGCGGCGGCAGGCGCGGACGUCGCUCUCGGUCCGAGCCAUCUUGGCCGAUCUGGCAGACAUUGCUUCGUCGUCGGGGCACGCACUGGGCUUUGCCUCCGAUGCCGUGUCGUGGCGGGGCCUCUCGAAUCAGACACUACUCCGGGCAGCGCGGUGUGCAGCCAAGCUCCGCCACGUUGUGGAUGAGGAGCUAUUUACGCGAUAGCUGGAGCAAAUGCUUGCAGGAUUGCGGCAGUGUGGUAUGGCGGUAUGCGAGCG